This is a messenger RNA of Tinamus guttatus (white-throated tinamou), 6170 nucleotides long. It is a transcript of the gene LRRK1, whose product is annotated as leucine rich repeat kinase 1. Gene Ontology annotation, biological process: protein phosphorylation. Gene Ontology annotation, molecular function: protein kinase activity; protein binding; ATP binding. NCBI's taxonomy places the organism in Eukaryota, Metazoa, Chordata, Aves, Tinamiformes, Tinamidae. The record is from RefSeq and is a predicted model, not a curated record.
UUCAUUAGGAAGCAACAUCUGCGUUUUACGUGUGGGCUGAAGGUGUGUUUGAUGCUCUCUAGUGAGUAAGCAGGCUUCAGUGCAAGCUAAUGUUUUUGCAGCCUUAUUUUGGAUUUUAUCAGCAACUAUGAAGCAAAAUCUGUUAUUUUAUUCAGAGGCCUUCUCAUCUUAUUCAAAGACAUUUCUCACCAGCGUCACAGGGAGCUCUGGGAACUCUUCCCCUUCUCCGAUCUGUGGACAUGGGUGGCAAGCAGUCCACGGUCGGCGAAGUCUCCAUAGUUCAGACACCUGUGACAGAGAACAUUCAGGCUGCUUACAAAGUGGGAGACACCAGUAAGGCCCAAGAACUGAUUAAGCUGUCAUGUGAGGAGACUGCAUUGCAAGUAGAAAAGUGUCAGCUUUUGGGCAUUGCAGCAGCGUAUGGAGAUCUGCAGGCGGUGAGAUAUUUACUGAAGGAAGCAUUAGUGGUGUUACCAACAGAACCUAAUGAUGACAAUGCUGCUGUGGUGGCUGCUUAUUUUGGACAUAAGGACGUAGUGAAAGAGCUGCUGGACUCCUUGCAUGGUCCUAGUACUUGCCAGCAACUCCUGAACUGGAUGCUGGCCAUAGCGUGCCAGCAGGGACACUUGGACGUGGUCAAACUUCUCAUUCGCGCCUAUAGUGCUGACCCGGAGAGCUGCGCGGUCAGGAGGAACGAGUUUCCAGUUCUGAUACGUUUGCCCCUGUACGCUGCUAUAAAGGCAGGGAAUGAAGAUGUAGCUGUGUUCUUGUUACGGAAUGGUGCUUUUUUCUGCUCCUACAUCCUGAUGGACAGUCCGGAAUCAAGCAAACACCUUCUGAGGAAGUACUUCAUUGAGACAAGCCCACUACCAGGUAGUGCUCCAGCAAAAACAGCUUUGUGUGUGAACUGGUCAAACCUCAAGCUGCCCUGGGUGGAUCUGGACUGGCUCAUCGAUAUCUCCUGCCAGAUAACUGAGCUCGACCUGUCUGCCAACUGCCUGGUCUCCCUUCCAUCCGUGGUUCCCUGGGGCCUGAUAAACCUGCGCAAGCUCAGCCUGGCUGACAACCAGCUCACGGAGUUACCCAGCGUCCAGUCGUCUGAUGAAAUUAUUUGUACCAGGUUACUUGAGGUCGACGUGUCCAGCAACAGGCUCUCUACCCUCCCUUCUGGAUUCCUACAUCUUAAAAACCUUAAAAAGCUCAUUGCUGCCAAAAACUAUAUGGAGAAGUUAUUUGAUGAGGAAAACGCAACUAACUGGAUUGGUUUAAGGAAGCUGCAGGAGUUUGACAUCUCUGACAACAGGUUGGUGGAACUUCCAACGGUUUUUCUAUACUGCUUCAAGUCCCUAAACAUACUGAAUGUUUCCAGAAAUCAGCUGAAAGUGUUUCCAGAUCCCUGGGCCUGCCCCUUGAAAUGUUGUAAAGCAUCUAGAAACUUGCUGGAAUAUUUACCUGAUGCAUUGACUAUUUUUUGGAAAAAUCAUCUCAAAGAAGUGGAUUUUUCUGAGAACUCGCUAAAAGAAGUUCCGCCGGGACUCUUCCAGCUGGAAGCUUUGGUGUCUCUGAAGUUGCUGGGAAAUCAGUUAUCUGCAUUGCCUUCGCCAGAUAAGUGGAACUGCAAGCAACUUAAAACACUGGAUCUUUCUAAAAACCAACUUGGGAAGAAUGAAGAGGGAUUUAAAACAAAGCGGAUUCCCUUUUUCACCACGAAGAGCCGGGCGCGCUCUGGCCCCGAGGCAGGUUCUUUUUUGGAGUUCCCAGCAUUUCUGAGUGAUUCUUUGGAAGUCCUUUAUCUGAACGACAAUCAGCUGGACUCUGUCCCGCAGUCCGUUUGCCUUCUGAAAGGUUUAACAGAACUUUAUUUAGGAAAUAACCCUGGUAUCCGAGAGCUUCCUCCAGAGCUUGGACAGCUGGCUAAUCUCUGGCAGCUGGAUAUCGAAGAACUAAAUAUCAGUAAUGUUCCUGCAGAGAUCAGAAAAGAGGGCCCUAAAACUAUGCUGGCGUAUUUACGAGCACAGUUACGCAAAGCAGAGAAGUGCAAACUGAUGAAGAUGAUCGUCAUCGGUCCCCCGCGACAGGGAAAGUCGACACUGAUUGAGAUCCUGCAAACUGGAAAAGUCCCUCAGAUGAUGCACAGUGAUGCCACCAUCCGUACGACAAAGUGGGAGCUCCCCAAGCCAGUAGGACACAAGGCAAAGGUUGAUUCAGUGGAGUUCAACGUCUGGGAUAUCGGCGGCCCGGCGAGCAUGGCUACAGUCAAUCAGUGUUUCUUCACAGACAAAGCAUUGUACAUAGUUGUAUGGAACUUGGCACUGGGGGAAGAAGCUGUUGCAAACUUACAGUUCUGGUUGCUGAACAUUGAGGCCAAAGCUCCAAAUUCGGCGGUGCUGGUGGUAGGAACACACCUUGAUUUAAUUGAAACAAAAUUCCGUGUUGAGAGGAUAGCAACCCUGAGAGCGUACGUCUUGGCUCUCUGUCGAUCUCCCUCUGGAUCCAGAGCAACCGGCUUCCCAGACAUCACAUUCAAGCACCUGCACGAGCUCUCCUGUAAAACUCUGGAAGGCCUCGAUGGGCUCCGCCAGCUGAUUUUUCAUGUCACGUGCAACAUGAAGGAUGUCGGCAGCUCAAUUUGCUCGCAGAAGCUCGCAGGGAGAUUGAUACCCAGAAGUUACCUUAGUCUUCAAGAAGCUGUCCUUGCAGAGCAGCGUAAGAGAAGUCAGAAUGAUGAUGUGCAGUAUUUAACGGACAGACAAAUAGAGCUGAUGAUUGAGCAAACCCCAGGAAAUGAUAUCAAAGACUACGAAGACUUGCAAACUGCAAUUAAUUUUCUCAUAGAAACGGGUACGCUGCUGCACUUCCCAGACACAAGCCAUGGCCUGAGGAACCUCUACUUCCUUGACCCAGUCUGGCUCUCUGAGUGUCUGCAGAGGAUUUUCAACAUCAAGAGCUCCAAGUCGGUGGCGAAGAACGGUGUCAUCAGAGCAGAGGAUCUCAGGAUGCUGCUGGUUGGGACGGGUUUCACUGAGCAAACGGAAGAGCAGUAUUUCCAGUUCUUGGCCAAGUUUGAGAUUGCAUUGCCAGUAGCUAAUAACAGCUACCUCCUCCCACAUCUGCUGCCUACCAAGCCUGCUUUAGAUAUCCACGGCUUCUGCCACCAGACCACAAACACAGUCCAAAGGGUCUUCAAGAUGAGUUUCGUCCCAGUUGGCUUUUGGCAAAGAUUCAUAGCCCGAAUGUUAAUCAGCCUGGCGGAGAUGGACCUCCAGCUUUUUGAAAACAAGAAGAACACCAAGACACGAAACAAAAAGGUGACCAUCUACAGCUUCACAGGCACCCAGAGAAACCGCUGCAGCACGUUCCGAGUCAAAAGGACUCACACUGUUUACUGGCAGGAAGGUCUGUUCGUUACCUUUGAUGGAGGCUAUCUUAGCGUGGAGUCUUCUGAUGUGAACUGGAAGAAGAAGAAAAGUGGUGGCAUUAAAAUCAUUUGCCAGUCAGAAGUGAGAGAUUUUUCAGCAAUGGCAUUCAUCACAGAUCAUGUCAACUCUUUGAUAGACCAGUGGUUUCCUGCCCUCACGGCCACGGAGAGCGACGGCACGCUGCUGAUGGAGCAGUACGUGCCCUGCCACAUCUGCGCCGCUUCCAGGCCGGAGGAGAGCGGCGAGAAGGCGGAGGACGCGCAGUACUUCAACAUGGAGGACUGUGUCCUCACUGCCAUAGAGCUGGACUGCAUCACGUGUCCCAACCACCCCGAGGUCCCUGUUUCUCUUCAGGAGCUUGUUCCAGAGCUCUUCAUGACAGAUUUUCCUGCCAGACUGUUCCUGGAAAAUAGCAAACUGGAAUACAGCGAAAAUGAAAACCAAGUUCUUGGCCAGGGUGGAAGUGGGACUGUUAUAUAUCGGGCACGAUACCAAGGAAAACCAGUGGCCGUGAAGAGAUUUCAGAUUAAAAAAUGCAAGGGUUCUCCUACAUCGGCAGCAGAUACGAUGCUGAAGCACCUGCGAGCCAUGGACGCCAUGAAGAACUUCUCCGAGUUCCGGCAGGAGGCCAGCAUGCUGCACUCGCUGCAGCACCCCUGCAUCGUGUCCCUCAUCGGCAUCAGCAUCCACCCGCUGUGCUUCGCCCUGGAGCUGGCCCCUCUGGGCAGCCUCACCACCGUCCUCUCGGAACACUCCAAAGGGUCAUCCUUUGUGCCGCUGGGACACAUGCUGACCCACAAAAUAGCGUACCAGAUAGUAACGGGCCUUGCCUACCUGCAUAAGAAGAACAUCAUCUUCUGCGACCUGAAGUCAGACAAUAUUUUGGUGUGGUCCCUGGACGUCAAAGAGCACGUCAACAUCAAGCUCUCCGACUACGGCAUCUCCCGGCAGUCGUUCCACGAAGGCGCGCUCGGCGUGGAGGGCACGCCGGGCUACCAGGCGCCCGAGAUCAGGCCUCGCAUAGUCUACGAUGAAAAGGUCGACAUGUUCUCUUAUGGGAUGGUGCUGUAUGAGCUGCUGUCUGGUCAGCGGCCGGUGCUGGGUCAGCACCAGCUGCAGAUUGCAAAGAAGCUCUCCAAAGGGAUCCGUCCUGUCCUGGGGCAGCCGGAGGAGGUGCAGCUCUACCGCCUGCAGGCGCUCAUGAUGGAGUGCUGGGACACUAAGCCAGAAAAGCGUCCACUGGCCAUUUCUGUGGUAGGACAGAUGAAAGAUCCUACGUUUGCAACUUUUAUGUACCUGCUGUCCUGCGGGAAGCAGUCUUCCUUCUUCUGCUCCCAAGGACAGGAGUAUACUGUGGUGUUUUGGGAUGGCAAGGAAGACACCAGAAACUACACAGUGGUGAAUCCUGAGAAAGGAGUGAUAGAAGUGGAGAGGAUGAGCUGCCCAGGAAUGAAGCUUUGCUGCCAGCUGAAAUUUCAGAACAUGCUCUGGGCCGCUACGGAGGACCAGAAGAUUUCUGUGUACGGGCUGCAGGGCAUGUGUCCUCUGAAGGUGCCGCAGAAGGGCUUGGACACUCCCGCUGCCGUGAGCUGCUUCCUUGUCAUGCCCGUCGUCAGAAAGAACUCCUACGUGGUGCUGGCCGGGCUGUCCGACGGACUCGUGGCGGUGUUUUCAGUGGUGCACGGUAUCCCCGGGGACAACUGCUCCUACCUGUGCUCCCACACAGCCAACAGGUCCAAAUUCAACAUUCCCGACGAGGACCCGCGGCAGAACCCGUACCCCGUGAAGGCCAUGGAGGUGACGCAGAGCGGCGCCGAGGUCUGGUACAGCAACGGGCCCGGCGUCCUCGUCAUCGACUGCGCCACCAUGGAGAUCAGCAGGAGGCUGGAGCCCUUCAGCCCACCCUCGGUGAUCACCUCCAUCGCGUGCAACUCCGAGUGCCACGGCGAGGAGGUGGCCUGGUGCCUGGACGACAAAAGCAACUUCCUGGUCAUGUAUCACGUCAGCACCUACCAGCUCUGCGCGCGCUACUUCUGCGGGGACUGCAGCCCCCUCCGGGACAUGUUCACCAUCCAGCAGCCCUGUGCGGCCAUCCCGGCCACGACACCCAUCAACCGCAAGGCGCCCGAGAGGAACUCGCUGGUGGAUAUGAGCAUUAUCUACAGCCCAGAGGUUGGCACCCAGAUCCUAAACCACCAGGACUCGCUCACCGAUUAUUGCUCUGUGUCUUCCUACUCCUCCUCGCCUCCUCACAUGGUCGCCCGCUCCUCCUUCAGCCUGCCCAGCUCGCCCAUGAGCUCUUCCAGUGCGCCGCUUUCCACCGAUUUUGAGGAGUCUGACAAAUUUCAUGACCUGAAGCCGUCCCCAGACCAUGAUGCGAUGCCUGCGGGCGACCACGCGCAGCAUCUCCAAGCUGUGAAGAUUCUGGCUGUCAAAGACCUCAUAUGGAUCCCCAGGAGAGGAGGGGACAUCAUCGUGAUCGGCCUGGAGAAGGAGUGCGGCACGCAGCGCGGCAGGGUCAUCGCCGUGCUCAAGGCCGGCGAGCUGGCUCCCUACGGGACGCUGGUGGACGCCGCUCUCGUCGCGAAGGACACCGUGGUCUGCUGCUUCGCCAACGAACACGGCGAGUGGUGCCUGGCUGUCUGGAGGGGCUGGAGCGCCAGGGACUUCGACAUCUUCUACCAGGCCUACGAGGAGCUGGGCAGGCUGGAGACCUGCAUGCGCAAGAGGAGGUAGUGCCGGUGGCCCUGG